Camelina sativa (false flax) is the source of this 939-nucleotide messenger RNA. Lineage: Eukaryota; Viridiplantae; Streptophyta; Magnoliopsida; Brassicales; Brassicaceae. The record is from RefSeq and is a predicted model, not a curated record.
AUGGCUGUUUCCUUUGCUUUCCUUCGUGACUUGCAUCCAUACAAAACGAAUUGGAGAGUGCAAGUCAAAAUCCUUCAGUCAUGGCAUCAAUAUACGCCUAAGGCUGGUGAAACACUCGAGUGUAUCUUAGCUGAUUCCACGGAUACAAAUAUCCACGCAUCUGUCAAGAAGGAUUUGGUUAUUCGCCAUGAAAAUCAGUUGCUUGAAGGUCAAUGGAGAUUCAUUGAGACAUUCAGUCUAACCAAUGCUGCUGGUUAUUUCAGACCUACUGGUCACGUGUACAAGAUUAAUUUCCUUAACGGUACCAAUGUUAGGGCGAGUGACAAUGUUUGUGAGUCAAUUUUCUUAUCCCUUUCAAAGUUUCCAAAGAUCCUUGCACACGAGGUUAAUACCAGCAUCUUGGUUGAUGUGAUUGGUCAAGUUGUUAAUGUUGGUGAUGUUGAAGACCUUGAUGUUGACAAUAAACCAAUAAAAGAGUUCAAAGAUAUUAUCUGUGUCGCAAACUCAUUUGAUGUAACUCAGUUGAGAUUGAAUCCUGAAGUUGCUGAAAUCCAAACCUUUGUUGAGUCGAUCCCAAAAGAUGGUCUGAUGCUAACCUUCCGUGGGAGUAAGCCAAAGAGAUCUGCUAACUUCCCUAGAGGACCUGAGAAUCUUCUUGCAUUUGAGCAAAAGACGAUUAGGGAAUUAAAAGACUCCUUCGAGGUUGGGAAAGCUAAGAUUUUGUGUACCAUCUAUGGUGUCGAUACCGACUGGUCUUGGUACAAGCUUCACGUGAAAGUCAUGGAUAACACAGGUGAAACCAAACUCAUGCUUUUCGACACUACCGCUGCUGAUGUUGUUUCUGAGAGUGCCUACACGGUUCUUAAUGGUUCAUACGACGAGGUAUUAAUUGAAAGCCACUACCCCUUAAGGAGACUACCUAAAGCUGAAGACCCAUGA